GUAUUCUGUUAUUAUUCUACUAUUUAUUAAUUUUCGUGGACUCUAUUUUCUUCAACAUCCUCAUUUUUGUUUUUCUUCUUUCUAACCCGUCAAUUUUCCGAUUUCCAGCGCUAUCAUGGAAGAAGUUAACGUUGUUGAAACUAAGGAUGGAACCGUUUCAGUAGCUACUGCGUUUGCUGGUCACCAGGAAGCUGUGCAGGAUAGAGACCACAAAUUUUUAGGAAAAGCAGUUGAAGAAGCAUAUAAAGGGGUAGAUUGUGGAGAUGGAGGCCCUUUUGGUGCCGUUAUUGUUCACAAUGAUGAAGUAGUUGCUAGUUGUCAUAACAUGGUUCUGAAUUACACUGAUCCAACUGCUCAUGCAGAGGUCACAGCAAUCAGAGAGGCUUGUAAGAAGCUUAAGCAGAUCGAGCUUUCAGAUUGUGAAAUAUAUGCUUCUUGUGAACCCUGCCCCAUGUGCUUUGGUGCAAUCCACCUCUCGCGAAUUAAGAGAUUGGUCUACGGAGCAAAGGCAGAGGCAGCAAUCGCGAUUGGGUUUGACGAUUUUAUUGCAGAUGCAUUGCGAGGUACUGGAUUCUAUCAAAAAGCAAAUUUGGAAAUUAAAAGAGCUGAUGGUAAUGGGGCCAUGAUUGCGGAAGAGGUUUUUGAGAAAACAAAGGCAAAAUUCCAAAUGUAUUGAUAUCAAUUCUUUUCACACAUAAUGACAAUCAACCAUAACUGUUUGGCUUCAUUUAGAUUACUGUAAUUGUUCAUAGCGAAUUGAUUUCCUUUGAGUUAGACAAAGUAUUCGCACAAUCCGGAUUGCAUCAGAUAAUCACUAUCUGAUUGUCAAUCUGUUCUAAUUCACAUUUCAUACGGGAGGAUAUCAAAUUCAUUCCCUUCUUUAUCAUGUAAUUGCUAUUUGCCACUGAUGUUAAAUGAAUCUUUUAUCUUUUUUACUGA
Messenger RNA from Vicia villosa (hairy vetch), 939 nucleotides. RefSeq names its product guanosine deaminase. The record is from RefSeq and is a predicted model, not a curated record. Lineage: Eukaryota; Viridiplantae; Streptophyta; Magnoliopsida; Fabales; Fabaceae. The transcript is spliced from 5 exons. Gene Ontology annotation, biological process: purine nucleoside catabolic process. The coding region runs from base 116 to 676 and encodes 186 amino acids. Gene Ontology annotation, molecular function: zinc ion binding; guanosine deaminase activity.